AUGGCCUACUCGCCCACGGUCCUGUCCCCGCUCACGCUGCCCGCGCUGCUCAACCACGUCCUCACGACCCAGUCCAGCGACGCUCCGACGACGCUCAUUAUCUGCUCUAGCCGGGAGGUGUUCCUGCAGGAUCUCUGGGCCUCCCUGCAGCAUCAGGCCGGACGGGAGGAAGAAAGCCUACACCAGCUAAUCGCCCCCUCGCUUCACAACCUGUUCACGGCGCGUCACAUCGGGAUCGCCUUCUGUGCGUCUGUGCCGGUGCUGCUAGCUCAUCUUACAGCAUAUGGCGCAGCUGGAAGUAAGCAGAGCGGGUUAAGCGAAGGAAGAGACAAGGAAAGAGUUGUUCUAGUCAAUCCGCUCAGUCUGCAUGAGCCAACUCCAUCAUUCUCUGCCCAAGGGCUGUCCCGGACGUUUGCUGUAGCCGUCGAGACCACUGCCAGAGUUGGCGCGCUGCUCUGUCUCGUGGAAUGCCAGGGAACAAGGAGGGACCUCGAUCUACACAGCGAGGAAGCGGAUGUUGAAAUGCGGAAUGGAGAAAACGAGGGCCAUGACGCCAAAGAUCCGUGGGAGCAGGAAGUCUCGAUACUAAACGUCUCCGCCCGGCGAUUUGGCUCUGGAAGCGGUGAUCGAGCGUGGGCUGGCCGCACCGUCAAAGUGAAGAGAAUCGCGGGACGGUGGUUUCGGUUUCAGAGACACUACGGAUUGCAAGAAGGGGAAGGGCCAGGAUGA
This is a messenger RNA of Trematosphaeria pertusa, 729 nucleotides long. RefSeq lists its product as uncharacterized. Lineage: Eukaryota; Fungi; Ascomycota; Dothideomycetes; Pleosporales; Trematosphaeriaceae. The transcript has a single exon. The record is from RefSeq and is a predicted model, not a curated record. The coding region runs from base 1 to 729 and encodes 242 amino acids.